Molecule: messenger RNA, 472 nt
Organism: Paramuricea clavata
Lineage: Eukaryota; Metazoa; Cnidaria; Anthozoa; Malacalcyonacea; Plexauridae
Source: the annotation of a GenBank genome assembly
AUGGGAACAGAAUUCGAAAGGGAGAUUGACAACAUACUGAGUGAGGAGGUCGCAGAGUUACCAAGUAAGAAGCCAAGACUUACCGCUAAGAAACCAAAGGCCGCCGCAGAGAGGUCGCAAACUGAGAACAAAAGGGAGAAGCUUAUCGAACUGUCAAGGGAUGGUAUUGUGGAGAAGUCUGUAAGUUUCAUAAGAAAGUCUAAUAAAGAUGUGGUCGAUAGACUAUGCGAUGAACAUGAGAAUCAAAGGAUGACGUUUGCUAGUGACUUCUUUUAAUUCCACACUUAUUAUUUCAAAGUUUGCUUCGGCACUUGGUAGCUUCAAUGCAGUGGAAUCAGCUGACGCACUAUCUGAUGAACUACUUAGUGAUAAACUUCUUAAGGAAGACGUAUCACAUUUAACUAGAAGUAUAUCCCCUAACAUUCCAUUCAUAGGGCUCAUAUCAGGUGGAUGUACAACCCCAAGCAUGUAG